CAGCCCGAGCCGAAUGGAGCAUGUUAGUUUAAAGUCGUCUGUCAGUGACGGAGACAGUGCGUGAGCAGGAGGAAGAGUGGGCUUCCUUCACUUCAGGGCGAGAAAAGAGGAGGGACUUGCGCAGAGUGGGUUAAUGUCCGCUGUGAGUUUAGACAGAGCGGCACAGCGCAACAUCUCUCCCGCUGACUCGUCUCGCUCCUGACCGGACACACUCCACGCUGUGGGUCUCCAAAGUCUCCACGUGGAUUUUCCGCUGUUCCUCAGAGUAUCCCCAGCACCCAAACUGCAUCCGAGCGCGCGGCGCAAGUAUCUCAUCGCUCCCUUUUGCGCGCGGUCAUUUCACCAAUAUCCCACGCUUAUCUUUUCUGCGCUCCACGCAUUCCGAUCCCUGAGCGUCAGCCACGACCGCGGGUGAUUGCUCUUUCUCACAUUCUAGCCAGAGAAAUUAAUUUCGCUUUGAGUACGGACUGAUAAUUGCCCGGUUUUCUUUCAUGGGGAUUUAGUGUCGUGACAUGCUUUCAGGACCCGAGGUCUCCACACAGAAAUGGGCCUCUGUGCAUUUAUGGUUACAUGAAUGUCAGCGUUGCAGGCCAGAUGCCGGUGAUGGAGGAGCUUAUCAAUGAGAGCGACAGCAUGCCACAGCGAAUAGCUCUGAUCUGCUUCCUGUCUCUGGUCAUGCUGAUGAGUGUCCUGGGAAACCUGCUAGUAAUGGUGGCCGUCUGCAAGGACAGACAACUCAGGAAAAUUAAAACCAACUACUUCAUUGUGUCCCUGGCGUUUGCUGACUUGCUCGUGUCAGUGCUGGUGAUGCCAUUUGGGGCCAUUGAACUGGUCCACCAGCACUGGAUCUACGGUGAGACGUUCUGUCUGGUUCGGACAUCGCUGGACGUCCUGCUGACCACCGCCUCCAUACUGCACCUGUGCUGCAUUGCUCUGGAUAGGUACUACGCUAUCUGCUGCCAGCCUCUGGUCUACCGGAACAAAAUGACGCCCAUGCGAGUGGCUUUAAUGAUUGGUGGCUGCUGGGUCAUUCCCACUUUCAUCUCUUUCCUGCCCAUCAUGCAGGGCUGGAACAGCAUCGGCAUUGACGACCUGAUUGAGAAGAGGCGCCACAGCGGAGGCAGCAACUCCACCUCUUGUGUCUUCAUGGUCAACAAGCCAUAUGCUCUCACCUGCUCUGUGGUAGCCUUCUACAUCCCUCUGGUCCUCAUGGUGCUGGCUUACCAGAGGAUCUACAUCACAGCUCGAGCACACGCUCUACAGAUCAGCAUGCUGCAACGGGCAGGGGGAGCCGGGGCCAGCACGCCCGGUACCUCAGGUGCUGGCACUGGGGUCAACGCAGGUGCAGAUUCAGCUGAUCAUCAACGCAACCAUCGUAUGCGAACUGAAACCAAGGCAGCAAAGACUCUGUGCAUCAUUAUGGGGUGUUUCUGCCUCUGUUGGGCACCAUUCUUUGUCACCAACAUAGUGGACCCCUUUAUAGAUUACACAGUACCCGACCAGCUGUGGACCGCCUGCCUGUGGCUGGGUUACAUCAACUCCAUGCUGAACCCAAUCCUUUAUGCCUUCCUAAACAAGUCCUUCCGUCGUGCCUUCCUCAUCAUCUUGUGUUGUGGGAGGAAGAGGUACCGCAGGCCGUCCAUCCUGGCUCCCAGUAACACCUGUGCAGCCACACAGAUCAACGGCUCUACACAUGUCCUCAAGUAUUCUGUCCUUCACAACGGAAACCACAAAGAGCAGGAAAAUAAGUCUCUGUACACAAACACAGACUCCCAUGAGUCCUGCUUGUGACCAACAAUGCCCCCACAGUCACAACUCCGACGGCAUCGACUCUCACAACACCAACACAGAGACGAUGGAGUCGCACCGCAGCCUUCAUACACACCCAGAACAGUAUUACCAGCUGUGAUCGAAGCCAGAGCCCAGCAGGGACCUUAGUGAUCCGAAGAGAGGAGCAGGACAUGACCACUGGUUCUGAAUCUCAGCCAAAACUUGAACUGAGAUUUUGUAAUGUCUGAGUGGCAGGGGGCGGGCGGUUAAAACCAGCUUCCUGUCUCUCUAAUGCUGGUUCUGUUUUGUUCUUGUGAGACUGAGCUGGCCCAGUCGAACUCAGUGUUCAGUGGAGAACCAGCAGCUGUGGUGCAGUGUACCAGAGAAUUUCCCAGCAGAUGACUGCACUAGGAAGUCGUGGAGGUGAAUUACAUUGCCAAAGUGAUUUUCAUACACAUACAUUGGACCUGUUUCUGAUUAUUAUAUGAUGCUCCAUGUUGUUUUCCAGUAAGAAAUUUAGAUCAUAGGUUGUUCCUUGUAAAAUGACAAUAAGUUGGCAGGAAUGAGCUCAUGAAACAAGUGUAAAGCAUGAAAAGAGGAGCCCUUAGAACAAUACUUUUUUAUUAUUAUUAUUAUUAUUGGUAAACAUCACAUUAAACAUCACUUGUCUUUGCCUUGACUCAGCUGAAAAACCUUUGUCUACCAUGUCGAAGCAUUGCAGCGCUGCUAAAUCCUUACUAAGCUGAGAGGAAAUGUGGUUAAGAGGCUACAUGAAAUCCUUGACCCAAACUGUCAAAGUGCGUUGUCAUAGAGGUGGCCAGCUCUCACUACUGAGUUCAUCACUCCCAAGGCUCCAUCUGAAUGAUUGUUUGGUUGAGAAGAGCACAGCACAUGAAAGUGGCUCAUGAAUAAGUCAGAAGACUUCACAAUGAAGUUAGAACAUGUGCUUGUUUUGUGUGUUUCCAUGGAGAUGCGUGUGUAAGUGUGCAUCUUUUAAGUGUGAUGCCAAGAACGUAUGAGACUUUUUCCCCCCUCCAAUCAUACCACGCUGUGUUCCACUCCAUGCCGACACAUCCUAGCUUGCUGUGGAGUUUAUGAUAAGGAAUUUACAGAUGUUCCCGUUUCUUUUAUUCAUGGAAAAAUAACACUACAGCCAGCUGUUUUCUUGUACUUAUGAUGCAAACUUGCUUUUUUCCUUUUCUUUUUUAUACUUUUAACGGACAAAUUAUUUAUAUCAUUCUUCUGCAAGCUUUUGCCUCUUUUCCAACAGAGUAAAUUUUAUUUAUAAAGAUUUCAUUAUAAAGUCAUUGGUCCAU
Melanotaenia boesemani (Boeseman's rainbowfish) is the source of this 3086-nucleotide messenger RNA. RefSeq names its product 5-hydroxytryptamine receptor 4 (gene htr4). The transcript is spliced from 7 exons. Bases 571 to 1791 code for a protein of 406 amino acids. The record is from RefSeq and is a predicted model, not a curated record. Gene Ontology annotation, molecular function: G protein-coupled serotonin receptor activity. Lineage: Eukaryota; Metazoa; Chordata; Actinopteri; Atheriniformes; Melanotaeniidae. Gene Ontology annotation, biological process: regulation of appetite; chemical synaptic transmission; adenylate cyclase-activating adrenergic receptor signaling pathway. Gene Ontology annotation, cellular component: plasma membrane.